Punica granatum (pomegranate) is the source of this 1058-nucleotide messenger RNA. The record is from RefSeq and is a predicted model, not a curated record. Lineage: Eukaryota; Viridiplantae; Streptophyta; Magnoliopsida; Myrtales; Lythraceae.
ACACACAGUAGCCAAUGGCUGCUUUACACGUGUGCGGCUCCCUGAUCCUCAAAUCCUCACUCUUUUCUUCCACCACUGGAUCAGCGAGCUCUCUAUCCAUUUGCUCCGACAAUCCCAUCUUCCCAGUCUAUUCCCUAAUGGCGAGGAUUCUCGACCCACUCCCGCGUCCGGCUCAGCUACCCGCAGCUUCAACUCGCCGCACAGCGCCGGCGCCACCUCCUUGUCGGGUUAUCUCGGCCAGCUCCACCCCGUUUCACGCCCUGUGCUGCCACGGCGAGACAACGGUAGUCACUAAAGCUUUUGCAGUUCCCAGAAGGAAAGCAAUCGCCUUGAUUCUAUCGGGUUGCGUCUUCUCCGAGUUGUUGGCCUCUCGUUACCUUGCGUCUGCCCAACCCUCUGUUGUGUUCCGAGAAUACAUCGAUACGUUCGAUGGCUACUCGUUCAAGUAUCCUCAGAACUGGAUCCAAGUCCGAGGAGCAGGGGCGGACAUAUUCUUCAGAGACCCUUAUGUUCUGGACGAGAACCUCUCCGUGGAGAUGUCGUCUCCCUCAUCGUCCAACUACAAGAGUGUGGAAGACUUGGGCCCGCCCGAAGAAGCAGGAAAGAAAGUGCUGAGGCAGUAUUUGACCGAGUUCAUGUCUACUAGGCUUGGCGUUAGGCGGGAAUCGAACAUCAUUUCCACAUCUUCGAGGGUUGCUGAUGAUGGGAGAAAGUACUAUCAAGUCGAGGUGAACAUAAAGUCGUACGCUAACAACAAUGAACUGGCUGUGAUGCCUGAAGACCGAGUGGUUCGACUGGAGUGGGACCGGAGGUACCUCUCAGUUCUCGGAGUCGAGAACAACCAGUUGUAUGAGCUGAGAUUGCAGACACCAGAGAGUGUCUUUGUUGACGAGGAAAAUGAUCUUCGACAGGUCAUGGACUCCUUCAGGGUAAACAAGGUUUCAGUCUGAUCGAUGAAGGCAUCAUCGUUUUGUUUUGUAAUUCACGAGAUCUUGUCAACUGAAUUCAGCAAAUUAUUUUUCCUGAAGUAUUUUCACAGUGCUGAUUUGCUGCUUCAA